Molecule: messenger RNA, 1002 nt
Organism: Heteronotia binoei (common prickly gecko)
Lineage: Eukaryota; Metazoa; Chordata; Lepidosauria; Squamata; Gekkonidae
Product: interferon-inducible GTPase 1-like
Exons: 1
Coding region: 1-1002 (333 amino acids)
Cellular component (GO): membrane
Molecular function (GO): GTPase activity; GTP binding
Source: RefSeq, a predicted model, not a curated record
AUGGCUAUGGAUGAAUUUCAGGUCGCUGUUCAUCAGAGGAAGCUGUCAGAGGCCAUUUCUAUGACAAAUGCAAAACCGCUGCAGUAUUUUAGCAACACGCUGCUCAAUGUCGCCGUGGUGGGUGAACCAGGCUCAGGAAAAUCCUCCUUCAUCAACAGCAUGCUGGGCAAAUGCUCCGGUGACCCAGGUGCUGCAGAGACUGGCAUCCAAAUGACAACGAUGAAGGCCAGGGAUUACCCACAUCCUACGCUGCCGCAAGUCGUCCUCUGGGACCUGCCCGGGAGAGAAGAAUCUUUCGGCUCCCACACCAAUCAAGAGGACCUGAAAGCCUAUGACUUCUUCAUUAUCGUCGGCUACCAGCGCUUCCGGACCAUCCACGCUGAACUGGUCCACGACAUCCAGGCGAUGGGCAAGAGGUUCUACUUUGUACGGGCCAAAACGGACCUUGAUGUGCAGGCAUCCCGAAGACGGCAACCAUCAGGCUAUGACGAUGAGAAGGUCCUCCAACACAUCAAGGAGGACUGCACGGCCUGCUUGCUGAGAGAAAAUGUGAAUGAUCCCCAAGUCUUCCUGGUGUCCAACUGGGACGCCCAGAGCUUUGACUUCCCCCUCCUGCGGGAGAAGCUGCAGAGCGACCUCUUGUGGCUGAAGAAGGAAGCGUUCAUUUUCAGACUGCGUUCCCUCUCGAAAUCUGUCUUGGAGAACAAGGGGAAGAAUUGGCUCACAGUCUUGUACUCGUGGGUUUGGGGUUUGCUGUGUCUGCCAGUGCUUUUGUUCGAGGCUGCCGUGUUCUUCCUUGGGGGGUUCCGCUCUCAGUGCUACCAAUUCUUUGGCCUGGUUAGAGCUCUGGCCAUUGACAAGCCAGUGGCAGUCUUUCAGGCAGUGAUGGACUUAUUUUUUACCAUCUACCAUCUACUAUGUAGAUGCCUAACAGCCAUCACCAACUAUAUCCCAAACAUCCUCUCUAGAGUUCUGAAAGGCAAAGAGAAGAUGUCGGUCUAG